AUGAAGACCUCCAUGUUCACCGUUCUCGCCGCCUCGGCCGCUGUCGUCUCGGCCGCUCCUGCAGUCAAGCGUGAGGUCAACUUCGGCGGCCUCUUCGGGCCCCUCAGCGGCCUCGCGAACCUCGGAGGAAUGGGCGCCGGCGUCUCUGGCGCGGGUCAGGACGCCACGGCCGAAUUCUUCAAGCUUGCCGACGGCGUCCUCAACGUCCCGAUCGAUGCCAUCACCAAGGUCAUGAAGGGAGACCCGAUGGGGGCCAUGACCGGCCUCGCCAAGAACGCCGCUGGCUUUGUCGGCUCGCUGCCCGGCGAUGCCGUCAAGAUUGCCGGAAACCUCGUUCCCAAGGGCGGCAAGAACUAA
Molecule: messenger RNA, 357 nt
Organism: Drechmeria coniospora
Lineage: Eukaryota; Fungi; Ascomycota; Sordariomycetes; Hypocreales; Ophiocordycipitaceae
Exons: 1
Coding region: 1-357 (118 amino acids)
Source: RefSeq, a predicted model, not a curated record